UGCUUCGAAAUUGAGACUUCCAGAAUUUCACUCAGAAAAUACUACAAUAAAGCUCUGCUUGUCUUCCAACGAACGAAAGAGUUGAAAGAUCAACCGGAGACUCCAGAAAGAUAAACGGAAGAUGGAAGAACUAACAUCAGCACUGAAUGCCCACAAGGACCAAAUGGCAGAUCUGGUUGAGAAACUCACCGCCGAAUUGCGCUCCAGUUUAACUCCUGCCUAUAACAACUUUAUGGGAUUCUUCCAUGCCAUUGACUGGAGGGAGCCAUGGUUGAUAUGCCUAGUUGCUUUCCAUGCUGUGCUCUUCCUAGUGGCAAUCAUUUCAAGGAGGAAUAUUAAUUUUCAGAUGUGCUUGUUCCUUCUUGCAUUGGCAGGAGUAUAUCUAGCUGAGUGGCUGAAUAGCAUCUUAGCUAACAACUGGAAAAGCUUUGCAACCCAGAAUUAUUUUGACUCACAUGGACUCUUUCUCUCAGUACUCUGGUCUGGACCUCUUCUGGUUGUUGCAAUUGUAGUAUUGGUAAACACCCUUUUCUCACUAUGUUACUUGAUUGUGAGAUGGAAGAAUGCUGAGCUCAGACACCGAGCAAGAGAAGCACGAAACAAGCAGGAUUAAUUAAUUGUUGCUUUUGCUUCAACGCCCUUUUUCAGAGAACUUUUGCUGUAGAAUUUUUGGUGGUCUAUCUGUUACAGUUUUGAUUAAUUAUCCAAUGAUGGAUAUAGGAAACGAGAGACACAAAAACAAUUUAGCUUUUCUAUAAGCGCAAGUUUUACUGUAGGUGUUAUUAGAAUAUAUUACUCUGAUUCUGUCUCCUGAUAAACUUUUAGAUUGCCUAAACAUAAGGUUUUAUUCUAAUACUCUGUACUUGAGAUGAAAUUCGCCAUGAUGUCAUUGUCAGGAUAUUGCAGUGGUAACUUUCAGUUGUGCUGCAAUUGUUAAC
This is a messenger RNA of Coffea eugenioides, 938 nucleotides long. Its product is annotated as transmembrane protein 18-like. The coding region runs from base 122 to 613 and encodes 163 amino acids. Lineage: Eukaryota; Viridiplantae; Streptophyta; Magnoliopsida; Gentianales; Rubiaceae. The transcript has 4 exons. The record is from RefSeq and is a predicted model, not a curated record. Gene Ontology annotation, cellular component: nuclear membrane.